AUGGAGUGUUAUGUAGUAAGUACAGCAGGGAAGACGGCCUUCACAAAGAUCAAGGUGAAAAAUGUUCAUAGAAAUCAGGGUAAUAUGGCUGGUUGGAGUUCUGUAGUGGAUCACCAAAGAUUGACAAAAUCUAAUCGAGUUUCAUUUUCAAAAAAUGCUAUGCACCAUGUAUCUUGGAGAGUAUGUUGCAAACCGAUUAGUGUGGAGGAGGAUUCAUCAUCAACACUAACAGAGAAUUUUCCAAAGGACGAGGAGUCUGUGUCUGAGGAAGCCCCACGACCUUUAAGUAGUGAAGAGCUGAAGGCAUUGCUGGCUGAUUCUGAGAGAUCAAAGCUUAUCAAGAAACUGAGCGAAGCAAAUCAGCAGAAUCGGUUCUUGAAGCGUCAGUUACAAACAAUGGAGAACUCAUUGAUUAGUUUCAAAAGUGAACUUGCCACUGUGGAACUUGAGAUUCAGGCUCUGGUUAAAUUGUCAGAAGAAAUUGCUAAUUACAAUAUCCCAGAUGGUUCAAGAAAGAUUAACGGGAGAUACAUUCAGUCUCACCUUCUCUCGCGAUUACAAGCUGUUCAAGAAAAAAUAAAGGAACAGAUAAAGGACGUGGAUGCUGCACAACCCAAGGAGGUUCCUUUAUUCUGGUCUGGAGUAGCAGAGAGUGUGCAAAUCAUGGGCUCCUUCGAUGGAUGGAGUGAAGGAGAGCACCUAUCUCCAGAGUAUACUGGAUCUUACACAAUGUUCACAACAACGUUAAUGCUUAGACCUGGAAGGUAUGAAAUCAAGUUCCUAGUAGAUGGAGAAUGGCAACUAUCACCUGAUUUUCCGACUGUUGGCGAGGGGUUGACGGAGAACAAUUUAUUGAUAGUGGAAUAG
Fraxinus pennsylvanica is the source of this 867-nucleotide messenger RNA. Lineage: Eukaryota; Viridiplantae; Streptophyta; Magnoliopsida; Lamiales; Oleaceae. The record is from the annotation of a GenBank genome assembly.